AUGUGGACACUAUCUGAACUACGCAGAGAAGCAGAGGAGAAGGUCCGCAGCAAAAGCCACACACAGGGCUCUAAACUGUGCGAGAGGUGUGUAGUGGAUAUAACAAAUCGAUGCAUCUCAGUUGUGCAGAGUGUUCCUGGGGUCCGGCUACAGGCCCCGACUGGAAACGACGUGGCCAAGGAACACCACAUGAUCCCGAGCCAGGUGACACUUCUGGGGAUUGAGCUUGAGACCCGCUGCCUGGAUACGAGAAAACACCUCCCGCAGGACAACAGGCGAGGCCCAGGGGCUGCAGCUCUCCUCUAUUACCCCAUCAACCAACAGGGCUUUCACCUGGCGGUCAAUCACCUCCCUCUUCUCAGGGGAAGUGCGAUAAGCACGUUGUCUCUGAGUAGUGCUUUCAACUGCGUGACCACUCUCUCCGCUGAAAAAUGUGCAGAAACUCUGGAAACAGCGAUGCCGGCACCACAACUUGAUGCUGGGGUUCCCCCACAGGAGAGGGAUAAACUGUCCGGCAAAGAAGCUCCCCCACCAGGGAAAGCCUGGGGAACUCCGCCCACAAUUUCCGCAGCCACUGCGAGCCACGCAACUGCCCCCUCGGUGGACGAGAACCCCCAGCCCUGA
Messenger RNA from Knipowitschia caucasica, 624 nucleotides. Lineage: Eukaryota; Metazoa; Chordata; Actinopteri; Gobiiformes; Gobiidae. The record is from the annotation of a GenBank genome assembly.